AUAUAAAACUGUUCUUCGAGUCGGGCCAUCUAAUGUAAUACGACGGAUUCGUGGUUCGUGAUCGAACAAUUGUACGGUGGCUCCCGCACGAACGAAGACGGAGAACUGUGUUAGAACUGUCGAACGGCGUCGUCGGGACCGCCGUUUCUCUUUUCGAGAGCGCGUCGUUUAUGUAUUAUCCAGACAUUCGGCGGAAACCCGGCGCUUAAUCGGAGAUUUCACGGACGCAGCAUAGCACAACGUAGUCGAGCAUGAGACGCAAGAGUGAAAGGAACAAAGCAAAGGGAUCUCCAGAGAAGAAAGUCGAAAAACCGACGAGGAAGUCAACGCGUAGGCGUGGCAGAAGAUCGCCUUCCACUUCGUCCGAGCAGGAUGCUUUUGUCGAAGAUGCGGCUAAAAGUACUGUUCAGUUAAAGGAAAUUGAGGAGACGAAUAUGCAGACACGCCUGCAGAGCAAAGAAUUAGAGCAUACAUCGCAAGGGCACGAGGAGAAGGUUUCCUCGAGUGAUAUAAACAUAAAGGUGGAUUCGCCCGAAGAUGAGGACAACGGCGGCUCAGUGUGGAAAGUAGCGAGAGCGGAUGCGUCACCUGGUGAAAUACAGAAGCUGAAAUUGUGCAGGCAGCGCAACACGUCAGAACCAUCAUCAGACACACCACCAUCGAGCAGGAAGAGUGUCAGGUCAACUGGCAAGUGGCAAGGAAGUGGUGAGGGCGUUGCAGAGGAGGCUGACUCGGCAGAUGAGCAACUGGUUUCUUGUACAAGAAUGCUCAGUAGCGCUGAACAGCCGAACGAUCCCUCCUCUUCAUACCCAGGUCAGGACUCCAACGAAGAGGUAAGUGAUAGCAAGGAGAUCCUGCCUGAAACCACUUCAGCCAACUUGUUGUCUGACGAUAAACCAAACAUAGAUCAGCAUGGUGAAUCAAAUGAGGCAAAUUGCGCUGCCCAAAUAGUUGAUAUCGAACCUGGUAAGCCGGGUAGCCCGGGUAGUCCGACAACCGCGCUGGUUCCUAGCACGAACGGUGAGGAGACGGAGACCACUGCCGUCGUUAAGGAAGAUAAGCCUGUGGAAGACACCAGUGAAAAGUCAACGGAGAUAUUUGUCAAAGAGACUAGCGUGGAAAAUGUUCGUAAAGAUACGAGUAGCGAGGACGAGGAGGCGGAGGAGGAGCAGGAGGAGGUGAACGAUAAGGCAAAAACGCUUCCUCCAGUGGACUCGUCGUCCGAUUCGAAUGAUGAAUCGCGCCUUAAAAGAAGCAGGACAAGCAGUGACCAAACGUCACCACGCGCGAUGCGCAGAAAACAUCGAAAUAAAUACAGAGACUCAUCUAAUUCAGAAACACCUGAUUCUGAGGAUGAACCUGUUGAUAGAAAGGUCUCUGAGCCUUAUGUGGAGGAGGAGGAAGAAGAAGAAAAACCGAGUACAGAAUAUUCGCAAGAGAAUAAUAAAGAACAAUCAGUAUCGCCAGAAAGAACAAAUUCUCAGUCGAAUAAUGUAGAAAAGACGGACAUUGAACACAGUGAAACUAUUGAGGAUAAAUCGGAAGAAAAUGCAACUGAGAAAUUGGAACAAUCUACACCAGCUAGCACUCAGGUGGUCGCUCAUAAACCUGUUAAAGUCAACUUGAAGAGAUCAUUCUCAACAAGGAUAUCCGAAAAGAACGAAGUAAAAAGAGAUGAUGCUGAUGCAACCAUCGACAAUGAGUCCAGUCAAAAUAAGGAAAAUGGCAGCGAACAAGAACCAAAAUGUGUGCCGAGAAAACGUCGAUGGGGGACUGCACUUUCCACGGAUACUGCGCCUUCGUUUUCUAUCUCGACCGAUUCACUUAAGGCAUUGGUGCCGGGUGCGAAGCCAUUAUCCAUUAACGAAGUUCGUCUCUCAAAGGAUGAUGACGAGGAUAGAGAUCGACAUAGAAGUAACGAUAAAUGGCACAAUUCUAGCGACAUUAUUAAUGAUAGGGCAGCGGAUGAAAACUUGCAGAAAAAUGGCACUGCCAAAAAAGGCACUGGAAAAAUAGAUAAUCACAUUGCAACAAGACGAAAGAUAUCAAUUGUGAAGGAAAUGCCACACAUGAAAUCACCAAGUCCGCCAGCAUCUAAACCUACCAAUAUCCUCUUGAUCAAGAAUCUAGUUCGUCCUUUCACAUUAAACCAGAUAAAGGAACUUCUGUCACGCACUGGCACCAUCGUGGAAAACGGGUUCUGGAUGGAUCGAAUAAAGUCUAAAUGCAUUGUCGAAUAUUCUAAUGAGGAUCAGGCCUUUGAGACAAGACAGGCGCUUCACGGAAUCUCUUGGCCUCUGUCGAAUCCAAAGAAGCUUCAUGUGGAAUAUGCUACGAAGGAGGAUAUGGAGACUGCUCGAGAAUCAUCCAAGGAACAACCGAUUACUCGUAAAACCGAGCCACUCUCGUCGGAUUCGUGGCAGCAAGAUUGGAGUCGUGACGAAAAAUCUAAUACGACUAAGGUGACCGUGGUAAGAGAAUGGGAUUUAGGAAAAGAGGAUGGCCAGCAACACGUCAGGGAGAAGGAGCGUGAAAAGAAAGAGUACGAUAAAAAGCGACGAGUGAGGAGUCGUAGCCCAACAUUGGAUGCGCAUUUAUCGGCACCGGCUCGCAAAUUUAAGAAAAAGGAAGACGACCCACCGCCAGCCAAACUUUUGGAUGAUCUUUUUAGAAAGACUAAGGCGACACCCUGUAUAUACUGGUUGCCGCUUACGAAUGAACAGAUAGUAGUGAAGGAGGAGAUGCGACGACAACAUAUGGCAGAACAUGCGCGCAGAUUAGAAGAGAUGAGACGCGCUGAUAGAAACAGGGAUGGUCGACGUCGACGUAGUCCAAGAAAAUAGAGAUUUAAAUGUACCUUUCCUCCCUUGACCUGAUUUAUCCUAAAUUUAAUUUUGCUUAUUAACUCUCAUUCCACUCCACUCAAUUUUUCGGAAUUUUCUUGUUAUUGAUAUAUAUUGUUUAUGAGAAGUAAUUUUUUUUAUUCGUUCAAGAAUAUCUGAAAAUUUAAAUUUCAACAUUUAUAUUCUUAAUUUUCUUUUCACAUUUUUUUGUGUUUUCUCUUUAUAAUCUCUGUAUCUCUAGUUCCCAUCAGUUUAAUUUCAGAUUUAAUGCAUGACUAUCAAAUGUCCUUUCAAUUCCUUAUCUCCUUUCCUUAUGCAUCAGAAUUAAACCAUACUUCUUACAGGUCAACAUUUAUCUAUCCUACAGAGAGCCAAUCGUAGACGCGGUAUAGUGGUACUGUGUAUUUGCAACUGUUGACGAGGCAAAAAAAAUACCAAUUCACUAUAUCAUGUUGAAAUCACACGUGAGACUCGCAGUGUCUACACGGAAUAAUUUUACAACGUGGGAACCUCUUUGAAGAAAAUAGACGAGACACAUUAAAUGUGGAAUAGACUUGGAAUAGAUUCAUGAGAACAUCGUUUAUUCCUUUGCUUUUUUCUUGUUUUCUCUUUUUUUUACGAAUCGAACUCUGAGACAGUACGUUUGAAUGGAGAAAUGAGAUGAAUUCGACACAAUUUGGAUAAAAAACAUUGUCGCCCGAAACGCAGAAGACUAUAUGAAGAUUAACAUGAAGAUAUUUCGAACAUUCUUGAAAGACUUGCAUCUCUGCGUUAAGUAUUCUUCCUCGUGGUCUGCUUUGGUUGCCUUGAGCUCAACAAUUGCCAGCCAUUCGACGUUGAUAGCAACUACGUUUGGAAGCGUCGCGUCAGUGUUAUCUGAACUAUGAUAUAGAUUAGCCUAGGGCGGAGACAUGUCUGUAAAUAUAACCAAUCUUUCUUGGUGUGACAUGUAAGAUUAUUAAUAAAUCCUAAAAAUGGAAUGAAAA
This is a messenger RNA of Monomorium pharaonis (pharaoh ant), 3829 nucleotides long. RefSeq names its product apoptotic chromatin condensation inducer in the nucleus (gene Acn). The record is from RefSeq and is a predicted model, not a curated record. Gene Ontology annotation, molecular function: RNA binding. The transcript has 9 exons. The coding region runs from base 252 to 2843 and encodes 863 amino acids. NCBI's taxonomy places the organism in Eukaryota, Metazoa, Arthropoda, Insecta, Hymenoptera, Formicidae.